Camelus dromedarius (Arabian camel) is the source of this 2197-nucleotide messenger RNA. RefSeq names its product SEH1 like nucleoporin (gene SEH1L). Lineage: Eukaryota; Metazoa; Chordata; Mammalia; Artiodactyla; Camelidae. Gene Ontology annotation, molecular function: structural molecule activity; protein binding. The coding region runs from base 735 to 1727 and encodes 330 amino acids. Gene Ontology annotation, cellular component: Seh1-associated complex; nuclear pore outer ring. The transcript has 9 exons. The record is from RefSeq and is a predicted model, not a curated record. Gene Ontology annotation, biological process: positive regulation of TORC1 signaling; cellular response to amino acid starvation.
UGUUACAUACAUGAUUGAUGCCUAUUAUAUGCAGAUUCUAUGUUUGUGAAUUUUCCUGUUUUCUAAAACUUACCUGUAACCAGAAUCGGUACUCGUGUUACUUGCUGACAUGAGCAGAGUGGCAAAGAAUUGGACUUGGCGGCGGCAGUGUGUUCCCAGCUGAGGGCAAGCAGGUGACACUGCCUGAUAAUUCUGGCUCUCAUCUGGUGAACGAGUAUCCUUGUCAUUGUCUGCGUCCUGCCACAUUCUUCACAGUUGCUUCUUUUUGUUGGUGAUUUCACCUGUCCACGUGGUCCCCAUAUGCAGUGCUGAAGUGUUCCUGCUGCAGGGGGCCGUGAUGUGCCCUGCGGAGAAAAUGUAUGUGAAGGAAGCUUCUUUUAGACAUGAGUUAAGUGUUGUGGGCCGAGAUUUCAGUGUUAAUGGAUCAAUAAUGUAUAAGAAAUAAGGUUUUUUUUAUAUACAAGGUUAUAUGUUGAUUCUUUGACAAAUACGUUGUGACCAGAGGCUCCUACGAAUCUCAUCUCCUACUUCCCCUGAGAGGAGUGGCUCGUUAUUCGCUACUUCAGGCUAAUUCAGUGUUCACAGCGACAUUACAAGACAGGACUACUACGACAAUGAGACUGGGCUGUACCUGUAAUCGUCGCUGUUACCUGUUAGAGCGAAGACUCUGACCCUCAGUGCUUAGCACAGGGCCUGACGUAGUCAAGGUUCUCAGUAAAUACUUGAUAAGAUGAAUGGAUGUUUACUUACUGGUCUGGGAUAAAAGUGAAAGUGGGGACUGGCACUGCACGGCGAGCUGGAAGACACAUAGUGGAUCUGUGUGGCGUGUGACAUGGGCCCAUCCUGAAUUUGGACAGGUUUUGGCCUCCUGUUCUUUUGACCGGACAGCUGCCGUAUGGGAAGAAAUAGUAGGAGAGUCGAAUGACAAACUGCGGGGACAGAGCCACUGGGUGAAGAGGACAACUCUAGUGGACAGUAGAACGUCUGUUACCGAUGUGAAAUUCGCGCCUAAGCACAUGGGCCUCAUGUUAGCGACCUGCUCAGCGGAUGGUAUUGUGAGGGUGUACGAGGCGCCAGAUGUCAUGAACCUCAGCCAGUGGUCCCUGCAGCACGAGAUCUCUUGCAAGCUGAGCUGCAGUUGUAUUUCUUGGAACCCUUCAAGCUCUCGUGCUCACCCCCCCAUGAUAGCGGUUGGAAGUGAUGACAGCAGCCCCAACGCAAUGGCCAAGGCUCAGAUCUUUGAGUAUAAUGAGAACACCAGGAAAUAUGCAAAAGCUGAAACCCUUAUGACAGUCACAGACCCUGUGCAUGACAUUGCAUUUGCUCCUAACUUGGGAAGGUCUUUCCACAUUCUCGCCAUAGCAACCAAAGACGUGAGGAUUUUUACAUUAAAGCCUGUGAGCAGGAAAGAACUUACAUCCUCCGGUGGGCCGACAAAAUUUGAAAUCCAUAUAGUGGCUCAGUUUGAUAAUCAUAAUUCUCAGGUCUGGCGAGUGAGUUGGAAUAUAACAGGAACAGUGCUGGCGUCCUCAGGAGACGACGGCUGUGUGAGACUGUGGAAAGCUAAUUACAUGGACAAUUGGAAGUGUACUGGGAUCCUCAAAGGUAACGGGAGCCCGGUCAGUGGGAGUUCUCAGCAGGGAAGCUCAAAUCCUCCCCUAGGGUCCAAUGUCCCAAAUCUUCAAAAUUCAUUAAAUGGAUCUUCUGCUGGCAGAAAGCACAGCUGAGUCCCAGCUAACUGGAGUAACUUGCUGUUUUGCUGCUUGUUGCAUGCACACAGGAAUGGGACGCGAGCUCCUUUCCCCCUUCCCCAGCGCCGUUUGACCUCUCCCAAGAUACACCAGCAGCCUGCUUCCUACUAAACGCAAUCCAAAAGGCCUUUAAAAAUACAGUGUACAUCUUUUUUUUUUUUUUUUUGACUAGCCCGUUUAUUGACACUACUUGAAAUUUUCAAAUUAUAAACGGAGAGGCUUUUUGUUGAGACACUGUCACCAAAACAAUUUUUUGAAAUGUUUCUGAAACUAACGUGGGUUUUAAAAUGAAAGGAUGUUACUACUAUCUUUAUUAGUCGUUGGGAGGAGGGAAGAUACCACUUUAUUCCACCUGAAAAAUAUAUUCAGGCUUCUGUCUUUUAUUGUCUAAAACAAGCUAAAAUGAAUUUCUAUAAUUUGAAGAUUGAAUAAAUAUUUUUCAUAAA